CUGUGGGACGCGCUGACCGCUGCCGGCGCGACGCCCUGCGGCCUCGGCGCCCGCGACGUGCUCCGCCUUGAGGCGGGCCUCCGGCUGCACGGCUCCGACAUGGACCUUUCAACGACGCCCCUCGAAGCUGCCCUCGAGCGCUUCGUCAACAUGGACAAGGGACUCUUCCACGGACACGACGCCCUGGAGCUGCAGGAGGAGGACGGCCUUCGACGGCGGCUCGCCGGCUUCCGUCUGCUCGGCGGCGGCGUUCCACGGCACGGCUCAGCCAUCCUUAAAUCGGGCGAACCCAUAGGUGAGGUAACCAGUGGCACAUAUUCGCCGAUUCUUGACACUGGUAUAGCUAUGGGCUAUGUUUCAGCCGACCAAACAGGGCCCGGCCAAACGGUCCACAUCGACCUUCGUGGGCGGCUCGUGGAGGCGGAAGUGACGGAGCUUCCCUUCUACCGGCGUCCAAAAUCCUAG
This is a messenger RNA of Geodia barretti, 465 nucleotides long. The record is from the annotation of a GenBank genome assembly. Lineage: Eukaryota; Metazoa; Porifera; Demospongiae; Tetractinellida; Geodiidae.